AUGGGAGAAGAGCUGCAAGAGCAGAACAGUUCUUCUGUUUAUAACCAAGAAUCUAGUUAUGGCUAUGGGAGCUCGCUUGCCUACGAUCAAUCUGAAGACGUUGAAUCUGCUGCAAGGAAUGCUGUUCUUCGCGAGCAAGAAAUUGAAACGCAGAAGAUCAUACAAGGUCAAAGAGAGGCUGGGACUUCAGUAGCUGGAGACAAUAACACUGACAUUCUUCGGCAUCGUGCUGACCCCAAUGCUCUAAAGGAACAUUUGCUAAAGUUCACUGCAAAUCAUCGUGCGGAAACAGCAACAAAGCGUGGGGCUGUGAGUACGUGCGGAGAAGGUAAUGUGGAUGUUGGGAAUGGUUAUGGUAUACCGGGUGGAGUUGCGUACGCAGGCCAAUCCGAGCUCAGUGGGAAGCCUGAACCUACGGGCGCUUCAAACAAUUUGCCUGAGUAUCUCAAACAAAAGUUAAAGGCCAGAGGAAUUCUCAAAGAUGUCUCAGGGGAUGUUACAUCCAACACACACGAUGCAUCAGCGGUUAGUUGGAAUAGACAGACAAGUUCACCUUUUCCGACAAAUGCAAACACCUUACCGUUGGGAUGGGUAGAUGUGAAAGAUCCUGCUAGUGGUGCUACAUAUUACUAUAACCAGCAUACCGGAACAUGCCAGUGGGAAAGGCCUCUUGAGCUGUCUUCCACCACUUUAAGUGCACCAACUCUGCCUCCUAAAGAAGAGUGGAUUGAAACACUCGAUGAAACAUCUGGUCAUAAGUAUUACUACAAUACAAAGACACAUGUAUCGCAAUGGGAACCUCCAGUUUCUUUACAGAAACCCGCUACCACAAACACUGUCACCCAAAAUACUGCUAAUGGGAAGGUGGUGCAUCCUCCUUCUCAGCUGCCAAGAUGCAGCGGAUGUGGUGGCUGGGGAGUGGGCCUUGUCCAGAGCUGGGGUUAUUGUGCCCACUGUACCAGGGCUUUCAAUCUCCCAGAGCAGCAGUACUUGGCAGCAAGUUUAAACUACUUCACUAAUGCAGGAGAUUCUGGCCAAAAGGAUCCGACUCAGAGGUCAAGUUCAAAACCUCCGAUUAAAAAGGGAGUAGGCAAAAAACGUGCUCACGCCGAGGAGGAUGAGUUGGACCCAAUGGACCCAAGCGCUUACUCAGAUGCUCCACGGGGAGGCUGGGUUGUUGGACUGAAAGGAGUACAACCGCGAGCCGCUGAUACAACUGCCACAGGUCCUCUGUUUCAACAGAGACCGUAUCCAUCACCUGGAGCUGUUCUGAGGAGAAACGCUGAGGUGGCAUCAUCGCAGAAGAAGAAACCAGGCUCUCAUUUCACCGAAAUCACAAAGAGAGGCGAUGGAAGUGAUGGUCUUGGGGAUGCAGAUUGA
Messenger RNA from Thlaspi arvense, 1380 nucleotides. NCBI's taxonomy places the organism in Eukaryota, Viridiplantae, Streptophyta, Magnoliopsida, Brassicales, Brassicaceae. The record is from the annotation of a GenBank genome assembly.